AUGGAGAAUAUAAGAGGUGAUGAGUUUAGAGCUGGGUUUAGAGUAGUUUUAGAUAGAGAAACUAAGAAUCCUCAUGUAGUUCAUCAUCCACCACCGCUUACAGCUAUAGAUAGGUUCUUAUUGAGUAGUUCAUCAUCAGAGAAACAGAUUUCUCCUACCGAGUUAUGUGGUUCUUCGUCUACAACUAUUAAUAGUUUUGGUGGUGCAGUGGAUGGAAAUGGGUAUUUGUCAUUACCAAGUCUAACAGAUAUUAGUUUUGUUGAUGGUUUGUUGGUAGAUGGGAACAGUGACAAUUUUAGAAAUGAUGGUCAUAAGAUGAAGAAGAUUAGUAAGAGAUUGCCAGAGUCGUCGUUGUCGAUGCCCACAUCUCCUAUUUUCAUAAAAGGACAAUGGACUGAUGGGGAAGACAGGUUGUUGGUCAGAUUGGUGAAGCAAUAUGGGGAGAGAAAAUGGGCUCAGAUUGCUCACAAGUUAGGAGGUCGUGCCGGAAAACAAUGUAGAGAAAGAUGGCAUAAUCAUUUACGCCCUGAUAUCAAGAAGGAUACAUGGAGUGAAGAAGAAGAGAGAUUGUUAGUCGAAACUCAUCAGAAGGUUGGCAACAGGUGGGCUGAAAUUGCUAAAAGAAUCCCCGGGAGAACCGAAAACUCCAUAAAGAAUCACUGGAAUGCCACCAAAAGAAGGCUGAAUUCGAGGAGAAAAAAUAACAAAAGGACAGCGGCAAAAUCUAAGGCAUCUUUCUUGCAAAGUUAUAUCAAUGGCAGCUGCAUCAAAGAAAACAUCCUCUCCUCCUCCUCAUCCUCCACCACCACCACCCUUGCAAUCACUGAACCACCAAAUGGUAUUUUCUUGAACUCAUCAAACCAACUCAGCAGUGUUUUACACCCAGAACCAUCUAGUGAUUCUUCAUUUACGGAUGAUUCUCCUCUUACACUUGUUGCCCAGACACACGAUGAUGAACUCCUUUUCAUACAAAAAUUCUUCGAAGACAUCUAUAGUAAACAACAGCUUGUUUCAUCAUCUUUGGUUCAUAACAAAACCCAGAUAGGUCAUGAGAAUACUCCAACUUAUGACUAUGGAUAUGGACACCGUAAUUCUUCUGUUUUUGAUAUUGAUAGUUCAUCACUUCAAACACUCAAGUAUGGUGAUCCACCCGCAAUGGGGAUAUAUAAUGAUCACGAAUUCAUGGUGAAUGUCUCCUCCACCUCUCCAAGUACAGAUUUUACAAAUUUCUAUACAGCCAAUAACACCAUACAAGAUGCUCAUGAUUACAGUGGUGGUAGUACUGAAAGUUGUAGUAUUAACAGCUGCAGCACUACCAAUUCAUCAACCCAUGUUAAUUCCGAUCUCUACAUUUCAUAUCUGUUGAAUGAAGUCGGUUCUUUUUCGUCAUCAAAUAAUAAUACCUCAGAAUCUCAGUGCUACCACGGACACCCUGAUAGUUUCAUGGACUACUUGUGGACGGAUGGUCGCGGCUCAUAUCAUACUCCUAUGAAGAGAGAUAUGGAUUUGAUAGAGAUGGUUUCGUUUUCAAACUAUUCUGGCUCUCAUGAUUAG
Messenger RNA from Papaver somniferum (opium poppy), 1554 nucleotides. Its product is annotated as transcription factor MYB119-like. The transcript has 3 exons. Gene Ontology annotation, biological process: regulation of DNA-templated transcription. Gene Ontology annotation, cellular component: nucleus. NCBI's taxonomy places the organism in Eukaryota, Viridiplantae, Streptophyta, Magnoliopsida, Ranunculales, Papaveraceae. The coding region runs from base 1 to 1554 and encodes 517 amino acids. The record is from RefSeq and is a predicted model, not a curated record. Gene Ontology annotation, molecular function: RNA polymerase II cis-regulatory region sequence-specific DNA binding; DNA-binding transcription factor activity, RNA polymerase II-specific.